Molecule: messenger RNA, 2263 nt
Organism: Durio zibethinus
Lineage: Eukaryota; Viridiplantae; Streptophyta; Magnoliopsida; Malvales; Malvaceae
Product: Rho GTPase activating protein with PAK-box/P21-Rho-binding domain-containing protein
Biological process (GO): signal transduction
Molecular function (GO): GTPase activator activity
Source: RefSeq, a predicted model, not a curated record
ACAAAAAACUCACAAAAUUUAAAACCCCGUGAAACUUUGGAGAGAGAGAGAGAAGAAGAGACAAAAACCAUAGCUAAUAGAGAAAAUGACUGGUCUCGUAAUGGUGACCAAAGGAGGUGGCUGUGGUGGUGCUGGUAGCGGUGUUGGUGGAAAGGGAGGAGCUAAAGGAGGAGUUAAGAGCUGUAAUGAAGAGCAGCAGGACCAGAUUUCUGUCGUGGCUUUGCUUUUAGCUGCUUUGAGGAAAUCUAUGGUGUCUUGUCGUGUUGACAGACAAGAUGAGGUAAUAUCUUCCACCGUUCAUCAUAUGGAAAUCGGGUGGCCAACCAACGUAAGACACAUAACCCACGUUACAUUUGAUCGGUUCAAUGGGUUCUUGGGUCUUCCUGUGGAGUUCCAAGUUGAGAUCCCCGGUCGGGUUCCAAGUGCUAGUGCUAGUGUGUUUGGGGUCUCAGCGGAAUCAAUGCAAUGCACAUUCGAUUCCAAAGGGAAUAGCGUCCCCACUAUACUCUUGUUGAUGCAGGAGCGACUUUAUUCACAAGGAGGCCUAAAGGCAGAAGGGAUUUUCCGGAUAAAUCCUGAAAAUAGCCAAGAGGAGCACGUAAGAUAUCAGCUGAACAGGGGCGUCGUGCCUGAUAAUAUUGACGUCCACUGUCUUGCAGGCCUUAUAAAAGCCUGGUUUCGGGAGCUUCCUUCAGGGGUGCUGGAUGGACUUUCCCCCGAACAGGUUCUCCAAUGCAAUACCGAAGAAGAAUCUGUUGACCUUGUGAAGCAGCUAAAGCCAACUGAAGCUGCACUGCUCAAUUGGGCUGUUGAUCUUAUGGCAGAUGUUGUUGAGGAAGAGGAAUCAAACAAAAUGAAUGCAAGAAAUAUAGCUAUGGUCUUUGCUCCAAAUAUGACUCAGAUGUCCGAUCCAUUGACAGCUCUGAUGCAUGCUGUUCAAGUAAUGAACUUGCUCAAGACCUUGAUCAUGAGAACGCUAAGGAAACGUGAAGAGACUGCAACAGGAGGAUAUUCACCCGUGUCAUCUCAUUCAUGUGAUGGCCCUACAGAUGAGGAGUUUGAUAGUCAGCAAGAGAAUGAUACCAGCUGUGAACUGAGAGGGCCCACAUCAGAAUAUGAUAAUGCCCUUUACAGUAACUGUAGCGGAGAUGAAGAUGAAGUUGAGUCACUAGGUGAAAUAGAGGAAUGCUUCUUGAGGCAACUGGAUGAUAAUAAGAAUGUCACAAAUAGUUUUUCGGAGGAAGCAGCUGAUGAAUUACAAAGAGAUCAUGCAAGUCCAAGAAGUUGCUCAGGCUGCAAUGUUGAGUCUGGUGUUUCCUUUACAGAUAGCAAGAACGAGAAUUCUGCCUUCAGUACAAGUGAUGGAGAGGACUCAGGGGCAACUGAUGGUCUUAAGGCUCAGGAUCAUGGGCUUUGUACGAAGAGCCUAGCAAAAGGAUGUGAGAACGCAGAUGAUGUGGAGAUGAUAGACAACUAGUGGAGUCUACAACACCAGAGCGUUGUCUCUGUCUGUCUACUACUGGCUGACUUGAUGCUUCAUCCUCACAUUAUUUAGAAUAAUACUUGCACUUUUUGGUUUGCCUCUCUUCAAUCACGGUUGCUUCUGUAAAUUGAUAAAGUUGGCUUUGGUUGAAAUUCAGGUAGGGAGUAUUAGCUUCUGGCAGAUUGUUUGAAUCAUGGUUCAGCAAGGGCUGAACUAGUGUUUGGUAUCGUAUUUUUCUUCAGGUCUUCAAAGUAUUCUAACUUCGACUUGUUUAAAGAUUGGAACUAAUUGUCAGUCCAGUCUCUCAUUAUAUCCAUCUAGGAUAUGCAAAAGUUUAGUACGCAUGCACUUAGGAAGCUAGCUAGAUUCAGCUUUAUAGGGGAAGUGUAGUUUUUAAACAUGGUUGAUCUGCGGAGCUAAGGUUCCAUUUGAAGUCAUAUAGACUAUGUGAUUGUCUUAUAUAUCCAGUUUCUGAAAACCCGAGUUUACAAUGACUCGCUAUCAUCUUAUGUUUCGAUUAAUCUCUUCGUGAUUCUUCUCUAUCAAUGUAUUCUACUGAAUGUCCAUGGUUGUUAUAUUAUUUGUCCAGUGAAGGGGGAAAAGAUUACCUUCUAUUUUCUCACUUGAAACUUCCUUUUUGUUACAUUUGUCUCCUCUGCUGAUAAAAUGUUAAAAGGUCAAAUUUUACUCAAACUUACUAAAAAGAAUGGAAAGUGUAAAGCGUGUAUUAAACCAUUUUAUCUGCAAAUAAAUCUUUCGAUUGUAAAUUUAGUUUUUUUU